ACGUUCUUUGUCUCCUUUUCUAUUUCCUCACAAUUUACAUUUCUUUAUUCCCAAAACACCCCUUUGCUUUCUUCUAUGGACAUGGAAUCGUUGAGUGGCAAGAAGCGACUCCGUUCUGACUCGGACGGUUCGGUUCUGGACUCAGUCGAGGCCAAGCGCAUCCUUCUCGACAUUCUCGAUGACUCCGAUGUGUGCACGGUGACUCAGGAUCUUGAUUUGUUCAUGAAGAGCUUUCAAGACGAGAUAUCACCGGUGCCGGAGGUUGUUGCCGAAAUGACCUCCGAGUCACGGCCGGAACUCGGAUUUCUUUUCGAGGCAUCGGAUGACGAACUCGGACUUCCUCCAACGGAUACUGAUACCACACUAACCGCAUCGGAAAAGACGAGAGUUUUGGCUGAGUCGGUUGAAAUCAGCGAGUUAUGGGGGUUAGAUGAUCAGAUCUCGAGCUACGGGUCGUUUGAGUAUGAAUAUGGUUACGGCGAUGUUAAUAUUAGUAAUUACAUCAGCAACGGUGAAUACGUGGCGAUAGAUGGAUUGUUUGAUCAUACAGAUCUAGGUUUUGGUUCGUCGGAUCUGUCAUGGCGGCCGGAAACUUUGCCGGCUCAGUGACAGGAGCUGAUUACUCCUUUAGAUUAUUGUAAAGUUCUUUUAUUUAUUUUUAAUUUUAAACAAAAAUGGAUGUCAAAAAAUAUAUACACAUAGGUUUACCGAUGCCUUAUGAAAGCAUAUCAUACCUCAUAUUUCGAUUGUUUGACGCAUACUGUUGCUUUGGAUACUUGUGGGGGGAAAUAUUAAUUUAGCAUCUCUCUUGAAUUAUUUUCCUAACUAUAAAUUAAAUUAAUGAAAAUAUAACGUGUUUUGAAUC
Cynara cardunculus var. scolymus (artichoke) is the source of this 865-nucleotide messenger RNA. RefSeq lists its product as uncharacterized. The record is from RefSeq and is a predicted model, not a curated record. Lineage: Eukaryota; Viridiplantae; Streptophyta; Magnoliopsida; Asterales; Asteraceae. Bases 76 to 609 code for a protein of 177 amino acids. The transcript has a single exon.